Cryphonectria parasitica EP155 is the source of this 600-nucleotide messenger RNA. RefSeq lists its product as uncharacterized. The record is from RefSeq and is a predicted model, not a curated record. NCBI's taxonomy places the organism in Eukaryota, Fungi, Ascomycota, Sordariomycetes, Diaporthales, Cryphonectriaceae. The transcript is spliced from 3 exons. Bases 250 to 453 code for a protein of 67 amino acids.
AAAUCUUCAAAUCUUCCUAUCUAGCUAGACCUUUUAGGUUCCAGUACACUCAUUUCUAUUGGCAAUAUACAUCUGAGGCCAAGUAGAUGCGAACCGAAGGUCGCGACAUUCUCGACGAGAUCUUCCCCUGCCUGAACGAUAUCGAUAGCAGGCCUGCCCAAGUUUGCCUCUCGGCUCCACGUCGAUGAGAGAGGUCAUGAGCUAUCCAUCAUCAACAGUGAGGCCGCUAUACACCUGUUCGACGUCGACAUGGAGGUCCAGGAGGAGGUUCGGGUGGAGAACAGCUUUCAGGUGGCCCACAGGAUUCAGGUUGAGGACGAGCCGCAGAGCGCGCCCAUGCACCCGUCCCUGGCCAGCAUUUCCAGCCGUCAGGUCAAGACCGACUAUUACUGCUCUUUGAUCUACAGCACGUCGUCUCCUUUGAGCAAGCGGAUGCAAGCAGGUCAAGCAUGAUUUGGCGAACGCCACGACAGAGGGAACAGUCGAUAAGCUUCGUGUCUUCGGUAGCGACGAAAGCUUCGUACCCCGAACGUCCCACCCGCCAAAUGUGCAAAUUAAGCAGUGCAUAAGCAUGGUAAGGCAAACACCCUGCACAUUUCU